CUCUCCACAGCCGGGAGAGAGCCCGGCACCUCGGCCGCCGACGCAGCAGCCGCCUCCGCUCGCUCAGCCCCGAGGCGCGCGGGAUCCCGGGCAGCCCCGGCGGGCGCGGCGAGAGGGCGCGCGAGGCGGCGUGGGGCGGGCCGCACGCGCCCCCGGCCGCCCCCCGCCCGCACGCGGACCGGCCCAGCGGAGCCCCGGCGCGGGGAGCGCCGGCCGGGCGAGGGCGAGGGCGAUGCCGCGGUGACGGCCCCGCCAUGGCGAAGCCCGCAGCGACGGCGGCGGCGGCGUCGGAGGAGCUGAGCCAGGUGCCGGACGAGGAGCUGCUGCGCUGGAGCAAGGAGGAGCUGGCGCGGCGGCUGCGGCGCGCGGAGGGCGAGAAGGUGGGCCUCAUGCUGGAGCACGGCGGCCUGAUGCGCGACGUGAACCGGCGGCUGCAGCAACACCUGCUGGAGAUCCGCGGCCUCAAGGACGUGAACCAGCGGCUGCAGGACGACAACCAGGAGCUGCGCGAGCUCUGUUGCUUCCUCGACGACGACCGGCAGAAGGGGCGCAAGCUGGCGCGCGAGUGGCAGCGCUUCGGGCGCCACGCGGCCGGCGCCGUGUGGCACGAGGUGGCCCGCUCGCAGCAGAAGCUGCGCGAGCUCGAAGCGCGCCAGGAGGCCCUGCUGCGCGAGAACCUGGAGCUCAAGGAACUGGUGCUGCUGCUGGACGAGGAGCGCGCGGCACUGGCGGCGGCGGGGGGUGCGGGCGGCGGAGGGAGCGGCGGCGGCGGCGCGGGCUCCCGCAGCUCCAUCGACAGCCAGGCCAGCCUGAGCGGGCCCCUGGCGGGUGGCGCGCCGGGCGCGGGGGCCCGCGACGUGGGCGACGGCAGCAGUACGUCCAGUGCGGGCAGCGGCGGCAGCCCGGACCACCACCACCACGUCCCACCCCCGCUGCUGCCCCCCGGGCCGCACAAGGCCCCCGACGGCAAGGCAGGAGCCACACGUCGGUCCCUGGACGACCUGUCGGCGCCGCCGCACCACCGCAGCAUCCCCAACGGCCUGCACGAUCCCUCGUCCACCUACAUCAGGCAACUGGAGACCAAAGUCAGGCUGCUGGAGGGUGACAAGCUCCUCGCACAGCUGCCCCGCCCCUAUGGCCGCCCGAGAAGCUGGCUUCAGCAGGCAGGCUCCGGAGAGUUCCGCACGCUGCGGAAAGGCUUCUCACCCUACCACUCGGAGUCCCAGCUCGCGUCCCUGCCGCCCUCCUACCAGGACGCCCUGCAGAAUGUCCUGGAGGUGCAUGAGAAUCUGGACCGGCAGCUCCAGGACAGCUGCGAGGAGGACCUGAGUGAGAAAGAGAAGGCCAUCGUUCGUGAGAUGUGCAACGUCGUCUGGAGAAAGCUGGGAGACGCGGCCAGCUCCAAGCCCUCCAUACGGCAGCACCUGUCUGGGAACCAGUUCAAGGGGCCUUUGUAGGGCCACUCUUGCGUGGACGUGGACUGGCCCCACUGGG
Molecule: messenger RNA, 1494 nt
Organism: Sapajus apella (tufted capuchin)
Lineage: Eukaryota; Metazoa; Chordata; Mammalia; Primates; Cebidae
Gene: CCDC85C
Product: coiled-coil domain containing 85C
Exons: 6
Coding region: 255-1457 (400 amino acids)
Cellular component (GO): apical junction complex
Source: RefSeq, a predicted model, not a curated record